GCGCGCGCUUCUCCUCAGCGCCAAGAUGAUCGGGCAGAAGACCCUCCAUUCCUUCUUCGCCUCCUCGGCCGCCGCGGGCCCGGCAGGAAAGCGCCAUCUCCACUGCAAAGGGCCGGGCCCCGCCCCAGGAGACUCGCAGGGAGAACAGGUCCCGCCCGCCAAGAAGGCCAAGGAGGAGGUCGCCGCCGCCUCGCCGCCGCUCAGCCCCGACCAGUUGGAGCGGAUCCGGAGGAACAAGGAGGCCGCCCUGCUGAGGCUCGCCGCCCGCCACGCCCCCGGAGGCCUGGCCGAAGGCUGGAAGCGACAGCUCGGAACCGAGUUCGCCAAACCUUAUUUCUCCAAGCUAAUGGGAUUUGUAGCAGAAGAAAGAAAGCAUCAUACUGUUUAUCCACCUCCAGAACACGUUUUCUCGUGGAGCCAGAUGUGUGACAUUAAAGAUGUCAAAGUUGUCAUCUUGGGACAAGAUCCGUAUCAUGGACCCAAUCAAGCCCACGGACUCUGCUUCAGUGUUCAGAAACCUGUGCCUCCCCCACCCAGUUUAGAAAAUAUUUAUCAAGAGCUGUCUACAGAUGUGGAAGACUUCUCCCAUCCUGGCCAUGGAGAUUUGUCUGGUUGGGCUAAGCAAGGCGUUCUCCUGCUCAACGCUGUCCUGACGGUCCGAGCACACCAAGCCAAUUCUCACAAGGAAAGGGGCUGGGAGCAGUUCACUGACGCCGUGGUGUCCUGGCUCAACGAGAACCUGGAUGGGCUUGUCUUUAUGCUGUGGGGAGCUUACGCUCAGAAGAAAGGCAGCUCUAUUGAUAGGAAACGCCACCACGUACUCCAGACCGCACAUCCCUCCCCUCUGUCGGUGCACAGAGGAUUCUUUGGAUGCAAACACUUCUCAAAAACCAAUGAAUUGCUGAAGAAAUCUGGCAAGAAACCCAUCGACUGGAAAGAGCUCUGAAACUAGACACUGCAGCUGGGCUGUGGUGGUUUCUGGUGGUCUUCUUUCGGAGACUCUGCCGUUGAAGAAUGUAUGUAAGGAGAACUACAACUUCGAGAGUAAUAGGCUUAUGCCUUUGUGCUUUGUGAAAGGGAAAAUUAGGGUUUUGUAAAUCCUUGAGCAGUAGCCUGUGUGACAGUGAGUGAGCAGUGGUUUGAUGACCAUUCUUUUCUCUUUAGAAUCGGCUCACUGACUGGCUUGCCUAACACAGAAGCUAGGCUCUUUAAAUUGACCGUCGUUUGAGCUAAAGCUAAAUGUAGCCGUAUAUGGCUCCUAAAGCUAUCUACUGAUGAUAAAACCUCCUUUUAUACUUCUCUUUCCCUCACCCUUCCAAGCAUUUCCAUUACUGUUAAUGAGAUUUGUUUGAAAAAAUGCACCUUUGUAUAUACAGUCUAAAAGCUACUUUGUAUGUUGACAGCCACCGCGACUUAUUUCUAUCGGACAGGUCGGAGGGGGGUUCAAGAUGUUUUGACUGAUUUCCCUGUUUAAUUUUAAAAUGUGCUCUGGCGUGCGUUGGGGUAAAGUAUGCCGCACCCUUGAAUGUACCUUUAACCUCCCGUGAAGGUGGGUGACAGAACAUCUGUUUUGCACAGUGCCUCAAAAUGGUUACCGUGGGAUCCAGAAAUCUUAGGGUAACAGAAAACCUCCUCCAAUAAAUCAAGGAAUUCCAGGUUUGAGCAAGUUUCCUUUCUAAGAGAAAGUGCAGUGAAAUGUUAGUAUUUUUUUAUUUUAAAACAAUUAGGUGAAUCUAGGGAGCAUUUCGUGUGUUUGCUCCAAAAUAACCAGGGUUUGUCAAGGGAAAGAUUCACCUUUCAUUUUUUUUUCCAUUUUUUUUUUCCUUCCCUGAGCCUGUUUUUACAUUUUGAUUUCAGACUUUCUGUCUGCUAGCUUAUAGUGCCUAACUUGUGACUUUUCUUUCUAUGAAUCCGGGAAAGUUGGAAGCCUUAGCAGAGCACAGUGAGACCUUUUUCACGGUAUCGCAUCUCCCGUGACAAUUGACACUGUUUACUUCUCUGGAAUACAGGUAAGGGAAGGAGAGGUGGAAGAUUUUGUAUAUAGAUUUUUCUGUUCUGGAAGAGAUACAUUCUGUGUCGUUGAAUGCGCUCAUCUCAGGGAGCAAUCCGCUUUCAAGGCAGAUCUAAAUUUUUAGCUCUUACAAACUACAAGAGUCCUUUGUUCCUGUGUUGGUAAUACCGGGAGACCUGUUCUUAGUAGUUUGUUUUUACUGUGAUGGCGAUUACCCCAAGUUUCAAGGAGAAGCUCUUUUUAAACCUCCGGUUUAACAGAGAUGGUCAUUUGAAGUCAGCACUGAAAAGAUGUCCAGUGCCGUUUCCUGCUAACUGGAUUAGGAGCAAACUUGGGGGAAUCUGGUAAUAAACAAUUGUCGUGUUUCA
Molecule: messenger RNA, 2379 nt
Organism: Ornithorhynchus anatinus (platypus)
Lineage: Eukaryota; Metazoa; Chordata; Mammalia; Monotremata; Ornithorhynchidae
Gene: UNG
Product: uracil DNA glycosylase
Exons: 7
Coding region: 26-946 (306 amino acids)
Biological process (GO): base-excision repair; base-excision repair, AP site formation via deaminated base removal
Cellular component (GO): mitochondrion; nucleus
Molecular function (GO): uracil DNA N-glycosylase activity
Source: RefSeq, a predicted model, not a curated record